CUCGCGAUGGAUAAAUACAUAAGUGUGAAGGAUUUGGAAGAUGCUGCUUCGGAAUCACUGCCAAAGGCAGUACGAGAAUAUUACAAGAGCGGUGCAACUGAGGAGUACACUUUAGCGGAAAAUAGACGAGCAUUUCAAAGAUUAAGAAUUCGACCAAAAUGCUUGGUCGGUUUGAAAAACUGCGAUUUAUCUACUACAGUGCUAGGCGAAAAAGUGACAAUGCCGUUGGGCAUAUCGCCUACCGCUAUGCAAAGAAUGGCCCAUCCUGAUGGGGAGACUGCCAACGUUAAAGCUGCAGGAGCCGAAGGUAUCAUUUAUACUCUGAGCAUAAUCGCUACCAGUUCCAUAGAAGAAGUGGCUGAAGCAGCACCGAAUGCUCUGAAAUGGUUUCAAUUUUACAUCUACUACGAUAGAGAGGUGACAAGAAAAUUAUUACUGAGGGCUGAACAGGCUGGGUACAAAGCGCUUGUCCUGACCGUGGAUACACCUGCUUUUGGUAUACGAAGGGCAGAUAUACGCAACAAAUUCGCUCUACCGAGACAUUUGAGAUUGGCUAAUUUUGAUGAUUUAUCGAAAAUAAAAGGCAGUGGACUAAGCAAAUACAUGACGAAUACAUUCGACAAAUCAAUAACUUGGGAUGACAUCAAGUGGUUAAAGAGUGUUACUAAACUUCCAAUUGUGGCGAAGGGAAUUUUACGAGGUGAUGACGCAGUGAAAGCUGUGGAGGCUGGUUGUUCCGGCAUUCUUGUCUCGAAUCAUGGCGCAAGGCAGCUAGACGGUGUCCCCUCUACGAUUGAAGCUCUUCCUGAAAUAGUGGAGGCUGUCAAAAAUUACGAUGUUGAGGUGUACUUGGAUGGAGGCGUGACCACAGGCACUGAUGUGUACAAAGCUUUGGUAUUAGGAGCAAAGAUGGUAUUCGUUGGCCGUCCAGCUUUAUGGGGUUUAGCCGUGGGUGGUCAAGAUGGUGUACAACGAAUGCUGAGCAUAUUCCGUAACGAGUUGGAAUAUACAUUCCAAAUAGCGGGUACUCCCACUGUUGCUGAUAUAACAAAAGAUAUGGUGCGCCAUGAAUCUGCUUACAGUAGGUUGUGAUAUGUAUAGCGCAUGUAA
This is a messenger RNA of Pararge aegeria (speckled wood butterfly), 1110 nucleotides long. RefSeq names its product hydroxyacid oxidase 1-like. The transcript is spliced from 9 exons. Gene Ontology annotation, molecular function: FMN binding; oxidoreductase activity. Lineage: Eukaryota; Metazoa; Arthropoda; Insecta; Lepidoptera; Nymphalidae. The record is from RefSeq and is a predicted model, not a curated record. Bases 7 to 1092 code for a protein of 361 amino acids.